Molecule: messenger RNA, 2922 nt
Organism: Vicia villosa (hairy vetch)
Lineage: Eukaryota; Viridiplantae; Streptophyta; Magnoliopsida; Fabales; Fabaceae
Product: O-fucosyltransferase 27-like
Exons: 10
Coding region: 226-2256 (676 amino acids)
Cellular component (GO): endosome; trans-Golgi network; cytoplasm
Source: RefSeq, a predicted model, not a curated record
CUCAAACAAACAAAAAACAGCACACACAUACAGUCUUCUCUCUCUUGUCUUUGUGAACAACAUUGUAUACAAAAAAUCAAAAACAUGCUUUAACACGUGCUUCUCAAUCUCACUCAUUACUUUCCUAGACUUUUCCAUUGACUCUUUCUUCUUCUUUCUCAUCACUUCUCAACAAACAAACUUCUCAAGAGAGAGAGAGAUUUUUGUUUCCAUAAUUUUUUUCCAAUGAAAGGGGAAACAAAAAUGAAGUCAAAAAUGAAAUGGGUUGGCUUAAUUGGAAUUGUUCUUUCAGCUUUUUCAAUCUUCAUUCACUUUCUUCUAGCUAGAUUCACUCAACUUGGUGUUUCUGAUUAUCAAUCUUCUGUUACUAUCUUCUCCUGGAGACCCAUCUUUGAUCAACCAGAUUUUUCCACCAAUGGAGGUUCAUAUAGAAGAUUAUGGGGGCAAGUAAAGCUUUUUGAAUCUUUGUAUCCAGAUUCAGUUCCAAGAGGGGAUUAUCCUGAACAUGGUUCGCAAACAAACGGGUUUAUUUUUGUUCGGAUACAAGGUGGUUUUCACGAGAUCAGGAAUUCGAUAUGUGAUGUGGUUGUGAUUGCUCGACUUCUUAAUGCUACAUUAGCGAUGCCUGAAAUCCAAUCAACAACCAGCAGCAAGGGAAUAAGCUCUCAGUUCAAGAGUUUUGCGUACCUAUACAACGAGGACCAAUUUAUAGUCUCAUUAGCGAAAGACGUCAAAAUCGUGAGAACUCUUCCAAAAUAUCUAAAAGGUGCAAGGAGAAAAAAGGAGAUUCCGGUGUUUAAAGUGCCGUAUUCGGCAUCACCUUUUUAUUACUUGCAUCACGUUCUCCCGAUAUUAAAGAAGCAUUCAGUGGUUGAACUAGUUGUUUCCAACGGUGGAUGCUUGCAGGCCAUUCUUCCUCCCGAUUUCGAAGAAUAUCAAAGGCUGAGGUGCCGAGUUUCUUUUCAAGCUCUUCAGUUCCGACAGGAAGUCCAAGAACUGUCCGCUAAGAUUUUGCAGAGGUUACGAGCUCCCAGUCGUCCGUUCAUUGCCUUUGAUCCUGGCAUGACGAGAGAGUCUUUAGCUUAUCAUGGUUGUGCCGAACUAUUCCAGGAUGUACAUAAUGAACUCAUUCAACACAAGAGAUCUUGGAUGAUAAAACGCGGGAUUGUCAAAGGGAAGCUUUUAGUCAACUCGGCCGAAGCAAGAUUGAACGGAUCGUGUCCUUUAAUGCCGGAAGAGAUUGGUAUUCUUCUACGUGCCUAUGGAUACACGAAGGAUGCGAUUAUAUAUGUAUCGGGAGGAGAAGUCUUUGGUGGUCAAAGAACAUUGAUUCCUCUUCACGCGAUGUUUGAAAACGUUGUUGAUAGAACAUCUCUUAGUACACCUUGGGAGAUGAUUCGAAUCUACGGACAAGAGGUUAACCUCGUUAAUCCUCCUCCAAGCCCACCGCCUUUCGAAGAAGUUAAAAAGCGUGCAGCUUGGAAGAACGCAGGCCCUCGUCCUCGUCCACUUCCUCCCCCUCCAGCAAAGCCGAAAUCGUAUAACAUAGAGGGUUGGUGGGGUUGGGUAGCCGAGAGUGAUAACGAACCAGAUAGUACCGUUAUGGAACUGAGAACCAAUGCUCAUAAGUUACUAUGGGAAGCUAUUGAUUAUGUGGUUUGUGUUGAAGCCGAUGUGUUCAUCCCUGGAUUUGAUCGUGAUGGGAAGGGGCAUUCGAAUUUCGCUAGCUUGGUGAUGGGGCAUAGGCUAUAUCAGUCGGCUGCGUCAAAGACUUUUCGACCCGACAGAAAAGAAGCUGCCAAAUUUGUAGACGAGAUUCGCGACCACAUGUAUCAAGCGAAUCGUACAUGGCUAAGAUCGGUUCGAAGGCAUUUGAGAAAAACAUUACUUGACGGAAUAAUCGAAGCAUCGAGUAAAUCAAAACCGUUGUCCUUUCUCUCUCAUCCAAUCCCCGAAUGUUCUUGUUUGCGGCAUGACUCCUCUGAAGUAUCGAAGAAUUCUUCUAGUCCUUUAUCUUCGCAAGUAUGGAAAACUCUUGGUGUUUCUCACAAGUGUCCUGCAUGGAUGGACACGACUAGUCCGGUUUCUCAAUCAAAAGAUAAGGAAAACGAAGAUGACGGCGAUGACGAUGAUUCUGUAUCUGGUUUAUUCUUUAAACAAAGUGGUGGAAAUAAUGAAGGCGAAGGAGGUGAAGUUAAUACUAAAGACGAAAAUCAAUUCGAGGAUCAAGAAGAGCUUGAGGGUGGCGAAAGGUGAUAUCCAAUAUAUGCGAUGAAGGUUCAUCUGACGAUUGAAAAUGGAUUCACAUUCUCCGAAUUCAUGUACAUAAUUGGUUGUUUCUUCAAACUUCCGCAAACCGGAUUUAGUUGAGGAAAGGAGAAAAACCUUGCUCAGGAACAUGGUUUUAAAUUGCGCUGCAAAUUUUUACAUUGCGGCAAAUGGCGAUAACGUUUGACUGAUGCAGAGGGCACAAUUGCUGUUACCGACUGCAAUUUAAAACCUUGCAGAAUAUAUAACAUAGGUGUUUACUCUACAUGCUAAUUUGUUGACAAGAUAUCAAUUUUGGUGUUACUUUGGAUGAUCCUCCUAGUUAAUAUUAGGUUUAAGUUCAGUUUGGAUUUAUUGGGUGGGUGGAUUUUAUUGAUGUAGCACUGAGAACUUAACUCCAUUUUUGUAUCUGAUAUGAGUAGUAAUUCUAAUUUACCCAUAUUCAUAUUUUUCAUUGUGAACAUAGAUUCUACCAUACAUACUUGUGUUAUAAAUUGCAAUGCCAUAAAUUGCAAAUAAGUUAUUUAUCCAAACAGAGCCUAACUGCAUAUGUUUGAAUGGAUACACCUUCAUGUAGCUUCAAUGUGAAAGCUUAUUUUCACAUGUGUCCAUUUCUAAACAGAUUUGAGACAAAUAACCUUCAUGACAAGUUUU